CUUGCUUUCUAGCCCACACGAUGGGUAUACUAUUCUCGUUGCCCUUAGCGGGUGUAUUCGGGACGGUCGGUUCCUCAUGUCUUGCGGGGCUGGCCUUCUGCUUCACCUCCACAGCAGCCUCGAUGUUUUGUAAGUCAUGUAAUUGCAAUUCCUCAAUCGCCACCCGUGUUGGCUUUGCGUUCAUUUUCUGCCUGAACUCCAUGUUGGCAUGGCUCAUGAAGUCGCCGCUCAUCUUCGAGCAGUUGGAGAAGAUGAGUUAUGGAUAUCUGAAGAUGGACUGUGAGGGAGACAAGUGCUAUGGCGUUCUCGCGGUACACAGAAUCUGCUUCGCUCUCGCUCUAUUCCAUGCACUGUUGAGCGUGUCUCUUAUUGGAGUCCAAGAUACGAAGGACAAACGUGCGGCAAUCCAGAAUGGCUGGUGGGGUCCGAAGGUUCUCCUCUGGCUCGUCCUCGUCGUCAUUUCCUUCUUCAUACCCAAUGGGUUCUUCAUGUUCUGGGGCAACUACGUCGCCAUGAUCGGCGCGUCAAUCUUCAUCCUCCUCGGCCUCGUCCUCCUCGUCGACUUCGCACACUCCUGGUCCGAGACGUGCCUUGAGAACUGGGAGAACUCCAACUCGAACCUCUGGCAGUGGAUCCUCAUUGGCUCCACUGCAGGCAUGUACGCCGCUUCGAUCGCCAUCACCGGUGUCCUCUAUACCUUCUUUGCUGGAUCUGGCUGCACGCUCAACCGCUUCUUCAUCUCCUUCAAUCUCGCGUUGUGCAUCGUCAUCACGAUCAUGUGCGUCCAUCCAACGGUACAGGAGUACAACCCGCGGUCGGGGCUCGCGCAGUCGAGCAUGGUCGCCGCCUACUGCACGUACCUGAUCAUGUCCGCCGUUGGGAACCACGACCACAACAUGUGCAACCCGCUCAGGCGGGGGAGCGGGACGCAGUACACGACAAUGUUCUUGGGCGCGGUGUUCACGUUCCUCGCAAUUGCGUACUCGACGAGCAGAGCGGCGACGCAGAGCCGGGCGCUGGUCGGGACGGAUAAGAAGGGCUCGAUCUCGCUUCCGACGGAUAUCGAGCACCACUCGGAGAUGGGAGUUGUCAUCAAUACUCAACCGGGGAGGACGGAGCACCCUAGGUACCAAGCACUCCUUGCUGCGGUCGAAGCUGGUGCGAUCCCCGCGUCGGCGCUUGAAGAAGAAUGGCAGGACGAGGACGAGGACGAGACCUCAGGGGACGCUCGAGAUGACGAGCGCACCGGGACCCGCUACAACUACGCAUGGUUCCACGUCAUUUUCGCCAUCGGUGCGAUGUACGUCGCGAUGCUCCUCACCGACUGGAAUGUCGUCAAGGAAGACUCCAAUCCGGAUCACUCUCAGGACGUCACCAUCGGCCGCUCCGAGGUCGCGAUGUGGAUGCGCGUCGUGUCGAGCUGGCUCUGCAUGCUACUAUACAUUUGGAGCCUGCUCGCGCCGGUCCUCAUGCCCGAUAGGUUCGGCGAUUACUAGGCGGUAAGUGUUGUAGCGCGACAUAGACGGACGGACUUCAUGCAUUGGGUGCUGUACGAUUGUAGUGAUGUGCGCCAUGUAAUAAAUCAUGGAGAUUUUAUACCUUGCGUUCGUAGCAGGAUUUCUGAGAAGGCACAAUUGCUUCAAGCUGGCC
Messenger RNA from Dichomitus squalens LYAD-421 SS1, 1650 nucleotides. Its product is annotated as TMS membrane protein/tumor differentially expressed protein. The transcript has 9 exons. The record is from RefSeq and is a predicted model, not a curated record. Gene Ontology annotation, cellular component: membrane. Bases 21 to 1496 code for a protein of 491 amino acids. NCBI's taxonomy places the organism in Eukaryota, Fungi, Basidiomycota, Agaricomycetes, Polyporales, Polyporaceae.